AUGAAGUACCUCAUAGGUGGUUCUACCGGAUUGGUAAAGGUCGUAGAGACCGCGGAUCGCUCUCUCCAGAGCUUUUCGCCUCCGACUGAGCAGGAUCUGAGCCGCAGGGUGACCUGUAUGUGUUGGUCAGGUGGAAGCAGCAAUGAUUCUGAGACUGAAGUCACCGUGGGAAUGUCCAGUGGGCUCGUUGUCACCUACGCCUAUCCUUCCAUGGAGCGGCUGGUAGACUUCACGCUGCCUUCGCGAUGUGUCCACAUCCACAUGCUGGGCAACGGAUUCGAUAGUGUUGGCAGGCAUAUAUACGAAGCACGGAGCUCUGAGCAUCCGGCGCUGUACGUAGACAUAACGGAAUCAGAGCUGCGGCAGAAGCAGGGCAAUUAUAUGUGCUGCAUUUCGGAAUCGGGCCACUGUGUCAUCGUGGACGUUGAUAAGUUGAAGCAGGAGAUUCAGCCUUCAUCGGGUGACGUCAAGGACGACGAAAAUGAAUCCGAUGUGGGUGAUGAUGUCAAAAGCGUUAACGCUACCAAUCGCGUUCGCAACCGUAAAGGUAGAGAUGAUUUGGAUUCCUCUGAAACAAACGACGACGCCAAUCGCUUGGAGGUCAAGAUGAUGUAUUCGUCUGAUAAGGACGAAAAAGUGCAGCAUUUGUCUAUUUGCGGCGGCGUGGCAGCCUACAAGUUUAAAGGGCCUAUCACCGCUGCAACGCAUAGCUCCCUGAUGACGAAUCGCAUAGUACUUGGGGGCCCAAACGUCCCGCCGUUUUUGUUCGACAUAUAUGCCGGAGCGGUGCUGUGGACGGGCAAAAUGCCACACCAGUCGCUGUUGGGACUACAAUCGCUCCUGGACGUUCGCAGCAUCUGCUUCAUGGAGGACCUGGGGCCAGACAUUAUCGCAGUAUCCACGUCUAAUUCGUGCGUCUACUUCUACGAUAUGACAUGUCAAAAGAAGCCUGUGUAUGACCUUAAUGUCUGCGACCGACGCAGUCGGUGCAUCUCAGGGCGCCGGCUUGCGCUUCAUCAUAUCAAAGAGUACAAUACGGAGCGGCGCAAGGAGGUAAAGCAAUCCGUGAAUGAGUUUUACACCUCUGACACGCGUAAUAUCGUUAAACUUGUCACCCGUCCUCGUCGAAUGUCGGAGGAGGAUCAGUACGAGACCAAGGAUACCUGUGACCUUUUCGCCAGCGACAAUGUGGGCUCGAUUUACCACCUUAAGGUUAUUACGGGGAACACACUCGUAAGCUUUCUAAAAGAGAAGAUGCGAAAGUACCAACCGAACCCCGACCAAGAGAUGAGCCGUGAUGACGUCAUCAAGCACCUCAUUGAGGCCCGUAAGCGCUUUGGGUCAGCUAGUGCAAACGACACGCCGCUACACUGCGCACCUCCAGGUGCAAACCAGUACAUCUGUCAACUCAAAGGCUGCUAUGCGAUACACAACGGUGCGGUGCCGGACAUCUUUUGCGUGGGACACUACCUCAUAUCUGUGGGCCUUGACCGCUUCACCAACGUCUACAAUGUGAGAACGCGCAAGAGGGUCUUCCGCAUGUACUGCAACCAGAAGCAGACUACUCUGCUGCCGUUCCUCAGCGAUCUAUACCAAGAAUAUGAAGCCACGGAAUUCAAGCAGCCCGAUAUACCCGUUGUGAAACGCGGUAAAAGGCCGGCGCCAUCUGACGCUGUUGCUGAUCGCAGUGAGGGCUCAGACGAUCGUGAUGACAUGGACGUUGACGGACCAGAUAGUGGCAUUGAGGACAUGGAAGACGACGACCACCAUUCCCCGGUCAACGAGAGUGAGAUGAGCGGCUCUGAUGCGGAUCAUACGGAUUCAGUCGACGAAUCAGACGAUAAUCCAUCGGAUUAUUCUGGAGACGAUUAUGACAUGUCGGAUUCAGGUACAGAGUCCGAUAGCGACGGUACCGCCUCCUAG
Molecule: messenger RNA, 1923 nt
Organism: Babesia ovata
Lineage: Eukaryota; Apicomplexa; Aconoidasida; Piroplasmida; Babesiidae
Exons: 2
Coding region: 1-1923 (640 amino acids)
Biological process (GO): ribosomal large subunit biogenesis
Cellular component (GO): nucleolus; preribosome, large subunit precursor
Molecular function (GO): protein binding
Source: RefSeq, a predicted model, not a curated record